AUGACGUGGAUCAGCCUUAGCAGACGAUGCAUGACGACAACGACAAUGCACGACGACGGAGAACGACGAUGCACGACGACAGCGGACGACACUGCACGACGACAGCGAAUGGCAAUGGUGAAUGAUGAGGUGGAACACGAGGGAGCGGCGAGGUGCCAUGUCGCAGUCAGCGACGUGCCAACUGAACGACAAAUCACUUCUGUGGGCCCAGGUGCCAUCCCUCGCGUUGUCGACGAGGGCUGCAAAGACAUCGACUGCGUCAACGGCAUUCCAGUCAACGGCAUUCCAGUCAACGGCAUUCCAGUCAACGGCAUUCCAGUCAACGGCAACGGCACCCUAUGUUACCUACACGACCACCACAAUUCAAGUGAACAACGUGGCGACAACAGACCACGAGCAGACAAGAUGGUGUUGAAGAGGUUGGGGACGUGUGGUGCAAAGUUGAAGGAAGGCCGUCGUGCUGCGCUGGGUACCCCGUCAACGAUGUCGAGCCAUCCGCUUGCAUAUCACUCCUCUGUCUAUAUGACCCCAUCCGCUCGCGUAUCACUCCCCCUGGCCAAAACGUUUAGCUUGGGGCGUCGUGUUCACCCUCUGUCUCAAAUUCGGCGCCGUUCGCUCGCUUAUCACUCCCUCUUUCCAACACGUUACUCUGUCAAUGACGUCGAGCCAUCUGCUCACGUAUCAUUCCCCCACAUUACCCUGUCAACGACAUUCAUACCCCGUCAACAACGUCGACCUAUCCUCUCACGUAUCAGUCCCCCUUUCCAAAACGUUCAGCUCGAUACCCUAUCAACGACUUUGACACUCCCCCUUUCCAAGAUGUUUAACUCCGGUGCGAUCCACCAUCUCUUCUACUUGAAAUCUGCUAUGGACUCUGACACAUCCAGUUCGGCUCACGUGGUAAACUGUCCUUCAGAAUGCCGUGCUGUCUCACCUGUGUUCUCAGCCUUUCCUUGGGCCACACCACAUGUUGUACAAGUGCCAAAGCCUUUGGCUGACUUCACUGAAAUAAUGUCACCUCACAAGCACUUCAUCAAUUCGCUAAAUCGAUUUGAGCGCUCGCUCUUUGCCUUUGAUAAACUUGCGGUCGAUUCUAACGAAUUGGCACCGCUUCUAGGCUUAGAUGUCCUGAAAGCAUCCAAUGCGGUCACCCUACAUCCAACGGCGACGACUGCAUCAUCAAAGGGGGAGUACAAAACCCUUGCUUCCAUUGUUUCUGCAUAUCGAAUGUUUGAGGUCUUGGCUCUUGACUGCGAAAUUGGUGUUUCACAACCUCCCAUUCGCCUGCUUCCCCCCUUGUCUUUCAACAAGUCUGAGCAGGAUAGUGAAAAGAUUGUUGGUUUUGACAAACUAGAAAAUUGGCCCAAAGUUCUGCUUAACUUCCGGAAACUUAUAGGUCAGUCAGGACUACCUCAAAUUCCUGACGACCUCCAUGCAGGAAGCAAACACCUUGCUCUCCUACGGAUGGCAAGCAAGAACAAAGAGAAAGUAGCAUAUGUGAAUGUGGUCGACAACUUUCUUCAAGCUGCUCUGCAUCUUUACUACCUCAAGAUGACCCAAUUCCGAGAUGGGUCUCUGCCUGACUAUCCUGAUAUUUUAAAUGACCGUCUCCACAUCUUCAAAGAUGAGACCUCUACAGAUGAAUUCAUCAAUGAUCAAGAGGAGGGGACUUACUACUUGCAAGAUUUACGUGAUGGAGAGACAGCUUCGCACAGCCUCCACCAACUUGGGACACCUCUGCAAUUAGCACUGCUCCUGACUCCUUUCUAUUUGCUCUUUCCAUUCAGGAUAAUCACCAGGUCCUAUAAUCGUCGUCUUGUUCUCGAAUCUUUUGCUGAGUUAACUCCUCGGAAGACACCCCUUGUGCUUAAAAUUGAGAGUUCCAUCUGGCGUUCUCUUAUAGCGCUUGCUGAUGUGACCAUCACGCCUCAUGAAGCUUUAACACAACUGGUAUCAAGAUUGCCGUGGGCUGAGAUAGAGGCAGCAUCCAACAACCCCCAUGAUUGUCGCAUGUUUUGCACCCCUUUAGCCCAGCCCUCUUCUUCUUCAACACCAUUACAGCCUGGUUUGGCUGUUGGGAGGCAAUUAGCAAUAGAAGGUGCCUCAAACGCCCUUACUCCGGAUAUACAAGUUGGCAGAAAAUGA
Molecule: messenger RNA, 2145 nt
Organism: Laccaria bicolor S238N-H82
Lineage: Eukaryota; Fungi; Basidiomycota; Agaricomycetes; Agaricales; Hydnangiaceae
Exons: 14
Coding region: 1-2145 (714 amino acids)
Source: RefSeq, a predicted model, not a curated record